Acytostelium subglobosum LB1 is the source of this 174-nucleotide messenger RNA. RefSeq lists its product as hypothetical. Lineage: Eukaryota; Evosea; Eumycetozoa; Acytosteliales; Acytosteliaceae. The transcript has a single exon. The coding region runs from base 1 to 174 and encodes 57 amino acids. The record is from RefSeq and is a predicted model, not a curated record.
AUGAUCCGUCGUUGCCGUCCUCUAGCUCAGUUCGACCUCUUCUUCUUCGCUGCUGCGACGCAGACGUGCGUGAUCCCUCCAACUCUGAGCGGUCUGUUUGCUGCUGCUGCUGCUGUUGCUGCUGCUGCUGCUGCCUUUGAUUCUGCUGCUGAUCGGCAAUGGUUUUGCUUCUAA